Messenger RNA from Xenia sp. Carnegie-2017, 1623 nucleotides. Its product is annotated as interferon regulatory factor 1-like. The record is from RefSeq and is a predicted model, not a curated record. The coding region runs from base 454 to 1458 and encodes 334 amino acids. Gene Ontology annotation, cellular component: nucleus. Gene Ontology annotation, biological process: regulation of transcription by RNA polymerase II; immune system process. Gene Ontology annotation, molecular function: RNA polymerase II cis-regulatory region sequence-specific DNA binding; DNA-binding transcription factor activity, RNA polymerase II-specific. NCBI's taxonomy places the organism in Eukaryota, Metazoa, Cnidaria, Anthozoa, Malacalcyonacea, Xeniidae. The transcript has 8 exons.
GCUAAAAUUAAAGCUGAAUUUUAUGUACACUUUUAAGACUUUCAUACUGUAUACUGAAUGAAUAAUAAGUAAAAUAUUAACUUUUCAUUUUAUUAUUUGUUUACAUGAUGUCAUGCAAGCAAAUGUUGUUCCCGGAAUUGGAUUUCCGUGAAAUGCACUCAGGGAAAUCCCUUCAAAGUUACAUUGCUGCAUUAAUAACUAUUAAUUUUGCAGUCACCUCAGCGAUUCGACGUUCUUCACGAAUGAACAACUGAAAUUGAAAAACGAAAUACUGUUUCAAGACGUCCUAGUGUUUGCAUUAAAAUUCGAAAUAUCUCCUGUAAAUACGUGUAUAUACAAGCCGUGGAGUAAACCAUAUCAUCGCUGUCGCUUCCGGAAUAAAAACUUGACGGACAACUUUCGUACGAAGCAAUUAUUGAUAAACAAAUAUCUACAGACAUACUUUAAAACGAAAUGCCCAUAGAAAGAUUACGAAUGCGACCAUGGCUAGAAAGUGCUUUGAACGAAGGUAAAUUCCCUGGCGUUCAGUGGGUGAAUAAAGAAGAAAAAAUCUUUCGUCUCCCUUGGAAACACGCAUCACGAAAUGGCUGGAAGAUGCAAACAGACGCUUGCUUAUUUCGUGCUUGGGCAGAGCAUACUGGAAAAUUUAAGCGUGACGACAUACCAAACCCUAAAACAUGGAAGGCAAACUUUAGGUGUGCCUUAAACUCCCUUCCAGACAUGGAAGAACUUACUGAGCAACGUACAACCAAAGGAAAUAAUGCUUUUAAAAUGUAUAGAAUUAUUACAGAAACAACAACUAGAAAAGGAUAUCAAAAAAAGUUCAAAGGAAGAGUACAACGUAAAAGAAAGUGUGUUCGAACAACGAAGCAUGCAAAGAACAAGGAUUGUGACCAAAAUCUUAAUGGAAAAUUGCAGUUAAGUGAUAGUGAAAAUAAAGAUAAUGUCGCUCAUUUGAUGGAUCACGAUUACGAAGCUGCAAAAACACUUGACAUAUUUCAUGAUUCAUACGAUGAAAAUGAGAAAUUAGAUUUUGAUAUGACAUGCAAUGCAAAUGUUAAAACGGAGCCUCUAUCACCGAGCAACACAAUAGUUGACGAAGAGCUUUUACUAUAUGAGGAAAACUCUUUGGAUACUAAGAAUAUGAAGCAAUCCAUCGUCAAAGAAGACCAAAUUAUGUCCGAUAACGAAGUCAUUGAGCUCAUACAAGAACUGUCAAAUGAUGGUACACCUAGCAAAAAUUCAAUGGAUGACUUUCUUGAAGAUUGUCUUGCUGAAGACUGCUUGACCUCUGCUGAGGUUGCAUCUUCUUCUUUAUCUACUAGUCCCAGUACAUCCUCGAGUAUCAGCAGUGAUCCUCGAAGUGGUUCAACGUCCGACGUUGAUGGUAUGUCAAUGAGCAAUUGCACUCCUCAUUUAUUUCUUCAAGCCGUUUUAAUAACAAAACAAGGAAGUUAAGUACAUUACUCGGAGGAGAAGACUAUUUGAAAUUGUAGAGCAAAUGGUCUUAUUCUUUCUUAAUGUGUACAUUAUAUAAAUACUGAAUAAAUUUCUAGCUGUUCUUGACUUGUAAAUAAACAUAGCAACAAAAUAAUGAAUACAUCUCACAUCACAAAGAUGCUA